This is a messenger RNA of Carica papaya (papaya), 1592 nucleotides long. Lineage: Eukaryota; Viridiplantae; Streptophyta; Magnoliopsida; Brassicales; Caricaceae. The record is from RefSeq and is a predicted model, not a curated record.
UUGUUAAUUGUCGUAAUUCUCUUCCAGGGAUGAGUCACUUCUGUGUCAAGGUCUGGCCUUAAAUGAUGACUUACAGCGCUUACUCGCGAAGCACGAAACCAUUGCUUCUGGAACUUCUGCUCCAACAGAAAAACCCAAGCCUGAAUCUGUUGGAGCUCUCGUAGACGUUGGUGGUCCUCUUGUUGAUACUGGAGAUGGUAGUCAACAGCCUGAUAAGAGAUCUAUCUCAAAUGGUGCAGGGGUUCAGCCGUUAAAUCAACCAUUACUUCCGGCACCUCCUGCAACUAAUAGCGCAGCUCCUCCAGCAGCAGUUAGUCCCAAAAUAGACCUCCUUAGUGGUGAUGACUAUGCCUCUCCAAAGGCCGAGAGUUCACUUGCUCUUGUCCCUGUUGGAGAACCACAGCUCAACAGUCCUGCUCCGUCUCAGCAGAAUGCUCUCGUUCUUUUUGAUAUGUUUUCUGAAAGUAAUAAUGGUCAGGAUUCUGUCACUACCACGCCUGCAAAUUUGCGGGCACAAAACACUCUUUUGACCCAGCAGUUCAUGCAUCAGCCAAAUCUUCAAGCUUCAGAUGCUGGAUUUCAUCCAAAUGGAAGGGUCCCAAACACGGGAUCUUCUCCGUAUGAGCAGCCAUUGUACACGCAAGGAGCCAGCCCUGCAUGGAAUGGCCAGCUGGUUCAGCAGCAGCAGCCAUCUUCCCCUGUCUAUGGUCCUCAAAGCGGUCUGGCAUUACCCCCACCUCCCUGGGAAGCUCAACCGGCAGACUCUAGCCCAGUAGCAGGCUCCAGCCCUGUAGCAGGUUCCCAUUUUUCUCCUCCAAUGCAAGUUACUCAGGUGGUUGUUACACAUACGCAGCCAGUGCACAGUGGUGGACAUCCUCUAGGAGGAUUCCAGUCAAUGACAAACGAUCAGGUAGUUGGGAUGUAUAUCCAGCCAAUGACAACUGGCCAAUUGUCAACAAUCAGUCAUCAGCCUAUGCAGAGGAACCCAAUGAUGGGUAUACAUACCACACAAAUGCAGGGAGGGCCAUAUAUGGGAAUGCAUCCGCAUCAAAUGCAAAAUGGUCAGAUGGUUCAAAUGUAUCCCCAACAAAUGUAUGGAAACGAAAUGGCAGCAUAUGGCUAUGGUCAGCAACAAGGCACUCCGUAUCUUGAGCAGCAAAUGUAUGGGUUAUCUAUGAGAGAUGAGGGUGGGUUGAAAAGCUCUUCUUAUAAUCAGGUUUCAGCUCCAUCUUAUGUGCAGCCUAUGAAGCCUGCAAAACCAGAAGAUAAACUGUUUGGAGAUCUUGUUGAUAUGGCAAAAUUCAAGCCCACCAAACAAACUCCUGGAAGAGCUGGUAGCAUGUGAAAUUGAAACUGCUUGUGCAUUUCUUUCUUAAUAUUUUUGUUGGCUAUUGCUUUUGAAUCUAUUUUGGUUUCCCUUCUCUUCAAUUCCCAUAUAUAAAUAUAUACAUAUAAAUUUCUUUUUUGGUCCCCGUAUAUGUAUUUUUGCUUCUGUUUGGAAUUGGAAUGUAAAUUCCUUGUAGAGAAAGUGAAAAAUCGACACUCUCUUGAUUAGAUUGAAUUCUUAUGAUACUUGGAUCUUUGUUUUGUUA